AUGGCCAGCAGCACCAAGCUUCACGACGCAGUACGCCACGACAGGUGCCGGCUCAUAUCUCGUCUUGUCGCCGAAGUUUUUUUGCUCACGUUGUGUGAUUGCCGGCGUGCGUGCGUGCAGGCACCCCCCGUGGACGCGGUGGACGCCAACGGCAACUCGGCCCUGUUUGUGGCCAUCACGGACGGACCCGUCAGCGCCGUCCCCUAUCUGUUGCAGGCCGGCGCCGACCCGAACUUCCGAUGCAGCGAGGGCGCGACUCCCGUGCACGCGGCGUGUCGCCGUGGCAGCCGGGCCCUUCUCCAGCAGCUCUUGGAGUGCGGCGGGGACCUGCGGCUGCGCGACGCCUCGGGCCGCACACCGCAAGACUGGGCGCUGGGGCACGCCGACCCGCAGUGCCGACGCAAGCUGGUCGCCUUCAUCAACACCAAGCGUGCUCUGGCGUAUCGGUUUGGCGAUGCGGCCGCCCUACUGGAGGAUGACGCUGCAGGUGGCGCAAGUGGUCUCGACGGCUCGCCCACCAAGGGUGGUGCAGCUGCAGCUGCUUCACUGCGCCGACGUCUUGUUGGCCGGCCUGCCGCGCCUCGCAGGCCCUGGUGCGGCGAGAGGAUCCGCGCCGAUGGAGGAUUUGGAGUGGUGUACUGCAGCCCAGCUCGUGAGACCGGUGUCACCACGUUUGUGCCAUUUAUAGCGAGCAACUACCUCUACAACUCUGAGGAGAACAACAUUACCUGGAGCGGGCCGCAGUCGCUCAUGCAGACCAUGUACUGGGACAAGCUGAAAGUGUCGGUGAAGAAGUCGUCGCUCAGUGGAAGCCACAGUCGGGGUCCCGGCUCCGACAUUCUCAUCACAGAGUUGGAGAAGGUCCGCCGGCUGAGCUUCCACCCGUACCUGCUGUGGCCUCUGGCCGUGAGCCCCGUGCAGAACAUGGACGACAUGCUGCUCGUCUUCGAGUGUAUCCACUUCGGCAGCCUCUUCGACAUCCUGCACAAUGCGCAGCAACUGCUGGGGGGCCGCGGCCCCCUCGACCACGGUCGUCUGCUGCUCGUGCUGCAGCAGACGUGCGAGGCGCUGCUCUUCCUGCACAGCCGGCAGUGGGUGCACGGGUGUGUGUCGUCACACUGCAUCUACGUGGUGUCGCCGUGCCUCGGGAAGCUCGGGAACUUCGAGUUUGUGCAACGCAGCGACGACGCGGAGGGAUGCGAUGCGUACAGCCCGCCGACUGAUGACUUCCUUGACUUCUACUGCCACUGGCUGGCCCCCGAGGUGCUCACUGGCAGUCGUCCCACCAAGAUGGCCGACCUGUACCAGUUCUGUGUCGUCCUCUGGGAAGUCUUCACCGAGGAAGUGCCAUGGGGUUCGGCCGAGCGUGCGGCAGUGGAGCGUGCCGUGACGCAGGAGCGCCGAGGGUUGUCCCACCGGUCCGAGAUCCCGCCACCGCUGGACACGCUGGUACACGCCGGCCUGGCACUGGACCCUGCCGAAAGGCACACCGACCUCGAGGACGUGUACCAAGCCCUGGCUGCCAUUGUGCAGGAGGGACACGGCAACAUGGGAUUUGCCCUCGGGCGGCUGGAGCAGGUUGGGGAUACGUGCCGGGUCAAGUCAACGCCCGGCAAGCCGCUUCCUUCCCGUCAGGCGUCGACUGUCGAAGUGGAACACACCACCUUCGUCCACCGGCCAACUUCAAUGAGGCGACGUGCGCCAUCAACCAUCGCCGACGACGUGUCGGACACCGUGGAAGAGCUGAUCUCCCUUGCCGAUGAGAGGGCUGCGCCCCUGCACCGAUCCCCGCCCCGGCGGCCCACUCGGUCGCAGCCACCGCGGGGGACUUUUACCACCACCACUGCGACUUCGGCCCAGCCGGACUUGCUGGACAGCAAGUUUGACCAGAUAUCACUCACCUCCAGCCUGGACCCCAUGGAAUUCACUUCGGAGACACCCAAGGUGCCGACCUUCUCGUCCAGGCCAGUGGAAAAACCCUCGUUUGAGGCGUGCACUCAGACGGAUCCAGAGACCCCGCCGCCACUGCGGCCACGCACCAGAGGCUUUGUGCCCACGGCCGAAAGGGUGUCGGUUAGCAACAUCAGGACAUCGUCACGCUUCACAGACAACCUGCUGCUAGGCCCUGAAGAAGUGGCGCCUGCCAAGACGUCCUCAGCACGGGUCGUCCACCAGCCCGCCGUCGUGACUGCACAGCAGCAGCAGCCUCUGCAGCAGAGUGCGAUUGGCAGUGGCAGUGUAAUCAGCAGUGGCAGCAUACGGCGCACGGUGCGCCCCUGCAAGCCAGCUAGCCACUCGUACGGAGUGUCGCCUUUCGCCCAGGGAGGCGCCAGCCGCAUCAUCUCCUCUGCAAACACCCAGCAGCACCGCGCCAUGAUGGAUACAUCCACCAGCACGUACAACGCUGAGGUGUCAAGUCAGCAGCAGCAGUGGCGUGUGCGUCAGGGGAUAAUGGAGGCCCGCCACCGUCAGCAGACCACGUUUGCUUCCAGGGGCACCAAUGUCUGCCGCGUGGAUGAUGCCAUCCUGGAGGGUCUUGGAGAUGGCGAGCGAUACCACAAGGAGCUGGUGGGUCGUUCAGUGUGCGCCGAGACAUCGUCGCAGCCAAAGAAGCACGAGGAGGAGGAAGAGAGGACUCUGGUGCCCGACUACUCUCUACCUUCCAGCCUGGCAAUGAUGGGCGACGAUAACGCCGAGGGCAGUGAGGUCAAGUCGGUGCAGACGGAGCCCCACCACGCAUACAAGGUGGAGGUGGUCACCAUGACGUGCCCUGUGAUCCAGCACACUCUGACGGUCACCAGCACCAAUCUGCUGACGGGCGAAACCACCGUGACCGAGGAGUCCACCGGUGCCGACGUGGUGCAGGUACAGUGGAACCCUGACCAGAUCAACAUCACCACACCCGACACCAGCCUCAACUCGUCGGCCGGUGCUGCCGCGAUGCCUGAUGUCUCGCCAGCUGCCGUGCCAUCAGCACCGGCGCAAGAUUAGCUUGCGCAUGCACUUCUUUCCUGUGCCUUGUGCUUGCAAUUAAAACUGCCGUUUCAGUGCCUUUGAAAACAAAUAAAAUUCCUGUUCUUUUUCAA
This is a messenger RNA of Rhipicephalus sanguineus (brown dog tick), 3086 nucleotides long. RefSeq lists its product as uncharacterized. NCBI's taxonomy places the organism in Eukaryota, Metazoa, Arthropoda, Arachnida, Ixodida, Ixodidae. Gene Ontology annotation, cellular component: midbody; kinetochore; intercellular bridge. Gene Ontology annotation, molecular function: ATP binding; protein binding; protein kinase activity. Bases 1 to 2991 code for a protein of 996 amino acids. Gene Ontology annotation, biological process: mitotic spindle assembly checkpoint signaling; male meiotic nuclear division; attachment of spindle microtubules to kinetochore. The record is from RefSeq and is a predicted model, not a curated record. The transcript has 19 exons.